UCUGCUGCGAAUCUGUGUGGAGAGAAGCCGUGGAAAGCGAUCAUCUCUGAAAAAAAGCCGGCUUUUUGGUUUUUGCCAGACUGAAACAGUUUUCCAGGAAAUAAUAAGGCAAGCAGAUUCAUCUUCACUUCCUCAGAUAAGAAGACAUUGUAAAACUGCUCGAAAUAAUUGGCUCAUUGAAGGAAAUAUUUUGCCGCAACGCUGUUUUAUUCACCUGAUUCCUUGGUGAAGUCGUAUUGAAUUGCUUUAACCAUGACUGCUGAAUUAGAAGAACAGGAGAAGAAAGGCGAAAAAGAGGUGGAGAUCGAGAAGACCCCUUCGCCCAAAGAGGAAGAAGCUCCCCAGAAUGGGAAAGGAGAUGUGAAGAAAGAUGAGAAAGAAGACGAGGCUGAGGAGAAGGAGAAGACCACUAAAGAAGAGGAGGAGAAGGUGGUCGAGACUGAUGGAGAGGCCGAGAAACAAGAUGACGAGAUUGUUGUCGUUCCGAAAAAGAAAGCCCCGGGCUUCUUUCAGAAGAUUUUUGGGCGUAAAAAAGCAACAAAACAAGAUGUAGAGGCAGGCACUGAACUGUUGUCAAAGGAUGGAAAGGCAGCCGAAAUCAAACCAGAAGAAGAUGGGAAAAAUGAAAAGAAUGACAGUGGCACUGACGUCACUGUUGCUGUUACGGACGACAACGACGGCUCGGGAGAGGAUGGCAAGGCUUCCAAAGUUCGAGAGGUGGACCAGAAACGAGUCUAUUGGAAGCGAGUCGCCAUCAGUCUAGUUUGCAUUUUGGUGGUUCUAAUCCUAGUCUGUGUGGUAUCCAUCAUCACAGGAUCUGAUCAUUCUGCCAGAGGACCACUUGGAGAACCUCUUGCUAUCACUGACUGUGGGCCGGUCAAGGGCUAUAAAGAAAAUGGAAUUUAUGUUUUCAGGGGCAUUCCCUAUGCCUUGCCUCCUGUGGGCGAUCUGCGAUGGAAGCCACCUAUGCAACCCUCCAGUUUCAACGAUUGUUGGACUGGAACCUAUGAAGCCUAUAACUCCAGCGCGAUCUGUUAUCAGAAACCCAUUCCCGGACAUGAUCUGCAAAUGAGCGAAGAUUGCCUCUAUUUAGAUAUCAUUACACCGAGUCUUUCUCCACCUGUUCUGCGACCCGUAGUUGUCUAUAUUCCUGGCGACCAUCCUCUAAGAGGCUAUUCAUCUGAUGAUAUUAACUGGAGACCAACAACAGCCAUUGCUGAUGAGAAGGAUGUCACUUUCGUUACCAUCAAUUACCGUACCAAUGCUUUUGGUUUCUUAGUUUUAGAUUUACUGACCAACAGGAUGAGACCCCCGACUUCUGGUAACUAUGGUAUCAUGGAUAUGAUAGCAGCACUGAAAUGGGUACAGACCAAUAUUAGAAAUUUUGGCGGUGACCCUAGAAAGGUCACAGUUUUGGCUCAUGGUGGUGCCGCUACUGCCGGUCUCGCAUUGCUCUCCUCUAGAUUGUCCGCUAAGAAAGAGGAGAGCCUCUUCAGCCAGAUGUGGCUGACUGGUCCCUCGGCCCGCUUCAGCAACAGAACUCUGGAGCAAAUCAGUGCCGACAAUUCAGGAAUACUCAGGAAAUUAAACUGCGAUACUUUGGUUUGCCUGCAAAACAAGACUUCUGAAGAAAUAGUGGCAGCGGUUCCGGGAUUCUGGUCGUCAGACUGGUCAAUUGAUCUGCCUAGUUCUGAAGAAGAACAGCAGCCAACCAUGGUUGUUGUUGAUGGAAAUCUACUUUACAAUACUCCCUACCACAUGUGGCAAAAGGGUGAUAUUCAACAAGUACCUGUUGUUAUUGGCUCUGUUGCUCAGGAAUCCGGUUCAUCCAAAGUCCUGCACGAUCUGGAGAAGUGGAGCUGGACUGAUUUCAGCGAUUAUGUGAGCGAAAAGCUGGAGACUAUCAGCGAUAAUGUCACCGUAUCAGCGUUGCAGUUCUACAUACAGAAUUCGUCUACACCUUUGCAACAGUUCCACACCAUGGUUUCCGACAUUCGAACCAUUUGUCCAAUCGAAAGACUGACUGACGCUCUUGGCGAUGCUCUUCAGAAAGAUUCUUAUUGGUACCUGGUGGAUUACAAACCGAGUGAGCCAAUCCAAUUCUCCAAUGAGAGUGCUUCUGUGAAGCUGUCGGUGCACGGCUUAGAUGUAGCCGCCAUCUUUGGACUUCUGAACAAAUACAUCAAACCGAUGGCUCCUCAAGACGUCACAUUCCAGAAGAAUCUUCAGGACUUGUUCUACAGUUUCGUACAUAAGGGAAGGCCAGAACUCAAGGGCGAAAUUUUGAUGCCAUCCAAUUUCAUCAAUCUGAUUGGAGAAUCUGUCAGAAGCAGGAUGACGCCAUAUGAAAACUGCCACCUGUGGAAUAAUGAUGUUUUCUACCCAGAUUACGCAAAAAUGAACUAAAGUUGCUUUCUGCGGCGACCGUAGAGCUGAGAGACGCGGGACUUUUUUGGACUGUAAAUUUCGGUGUGUUUUUGAGUAAAGACUGCUGCGACGUUAUCCGAUUCCUAAAAGCAUGUCACCCAGAGCAUGCAGCUUCUUUUUUUUUUAUAUAUUCUCACUGAAAAUUAAUUGAAAUCAUUCAUAUGAUUUAUAAAAGAAAUUUUAAUUAUUAUUAAAAAUGGAUAACGUUGAUAUCAGUUGUGUCAUGUGAAAUAAGCCAGUUUUUUAUUAUUAUUCUAUUUGUAGAAAUGUAAUUAAUAAUUACAUGUCACAUUCAUACUAUUCACAUAAUUUUCUUUUUGAGUGCAUUUGUAUUAGAAUUUGCAGUUAAGAUGGGAGUUUCUUUGAGUUUCACUGAAGUAAACCCACAAUCAUUGUAAAAUAGUACUACUACCACCAUACCUUUGCUGUAUCACUUAACAAGUUGAGGCUGUGAUAUGCUGUGAGUUAAUUGUAUCGGUUACUCUGCUCAGAUAUCAUGAGAGAUCAUUGAUUUUUUAGGAAUUACCAUUGGUUAAGACUUAAAAACAAGAAGUUUGGUGCUGAACUUCCGCCAGUCGUUAAGAUGGCCGCUAACUCUUAGAUCUUACUUUUGUUACAUACAUCAAAUUUGGCGAUUUUAAGUCUAGCCCUUUCAUUUUCAUCAUAAGUGUUCGAUUUUCGUUUAAAUUUGCAUCUAUGUGUGCUUUUAUUUUCAUUGCAUCCUGUUCUAUUUACAUUUGUGUCAUUAUUUGCAUUGUGAAUUAAGUCAGAAUUUUAAAAGUUACAAAUAACUUUUGAAGAAUAUUCAUUUGCAUUCUCUCUGCAUUUAUAAAUGUUUUCCCCCUUUUAUUAUUGAAAUGGGUUUGUAAUAUCUUCUGAUAAGUUCCUAAUUAAUUUUUCAUUUUUUUUAAUGCUGGGAAGUAAUAAUAAUAUUUUAUGAAUUAAUUCUAACUCUUUAAUAUAUUAAGACAUCUACAAUAUAUUGUUGGAUAUUUGCAGGUAAAUGUAUCUUGUGAAACCCAGUGCUCAUAUUUGUAUUUAUAGCAAAUACACCAAUCGGAAAAACCUGAAGGAAGAAAGUGUGUUUUUUUGUAGUACUUGAUUAUUUUCACUUGGAACUGCUCAAAAUAUUUUUUGCAUUUCAUUCUUUUUGCCCAGAAAUGCAAAUAAUUCAAAUAUUUCACUUUUUUUAAUAAAAGCUUUUUGAUGAAACUUUUUAUUGGAAGGAUGGCAGAUAAUUAUAAAAAUUCUGCAUAUGUUCAAUAAGUUUGGUAAAAUGCUAGUAUUUGCCUCUUCGUCCAUUUUCUGUUCUAUCGCGGAUUUCUAGCGAAUAUUUAACUUUUAGCAGACAUUUUGGCAUAAAAAAGUCAUUUUAAUGGGAAUUCUUUGCCAUUUUAUUUAGGAUUAAUAAAUAGUAUGUAUACAUAAGCAAUUCAAAGUAAUGCCACUCCAAUUUACUGUUAUAUCAUUCUUCACAAUCUGCACGUUUCGAACAAUCUUUUUCUAAAUGUGAAUGACAAACACUUUCGCAAACAAUCGAUUUCGACCAUUUAAUUUUUUUUUCUCUCUCGCCGAUUACAAUCGCAGCUGUUAAUAAUGUACAUGUACGUAAACAAAAAUAAAAACGUUGUGUUUAGUCUGCAAACUCGCGAUUGCUCAUGCUUAUAUCUUGUGCUUAGGGAAAAUAUCGAUUCGUUUAGGAUUUUUUUUCCCGGGAUUUCCCCACCUCUUUUCCCUGUGAGUUUGUUGGGACCAACCACGACCCAAAUCUAUUAAAUGUUGUGAUUAGAGUUUCAUCUCUCGUUGUUGAUGGAUUUGACCACCGAAAUUUUUUAAAACGAUAAUGCCGGACAAAAGUGACUUUAGACGGGAUAAACCCAGUUGCGACUCGUGCGCUGUAACCGUGGAAUUGUUAUAAUUUAGAAUAACCAAACAUAGCGGUGUUGCAUUCCUAUAUAGCUUAGAUUAUUUCUUUUAAAAUUAAUUUUAAGUAGAUAAUAAAAAUUAAUAAUUCGAUUUUGAUGUUUUUAAAGUUUUUUUUCUUCUUCCAAUAGUCGAAUCUUCUUUUAAAACGAGUGUGUGAAAAAAAAAAAAAAAAGCGGUCUGUUAAAGUGCGUGAACGACUAAAAGAAAUUUCCAUUCUCCCCUCGAAUUUGUUUAUUUAUUUAUUUUUCCCUGCAUCUCUACGAAGAUUAGCAGACCUUUUCCCCUCUAAUUUUGUCCUAAAGAUGAACGCUUAAAAGCGAAACAAAAUUGUUAGGGAUUCAUUUAAAGGAUUUAAAUUUUAUGCGUAGAACUGAACUGAAGAUAAAUUGUUAUUAUUCCCCCGUGUCAAUAUACGAGCCGCCCUUGGGGCUAUCGGUACUGUUUUCAGAUUCCAAACCGGCAUGUUUGCUGCACGCUUUGAACUCAUCUACUUUUUUAUCUUCUUCAAACCCUUAGAAUCAAUGUUACAGGGCCCUGUUUAGUGUAUGUGUUUAGUGAAAUCAAUGUAUGUGUAAAUGACCGUUGGAUUGAGUAGACUAGAUUACAUUACAGUUAUUCAUGCUUUCAGGCUAUGGAUUGUACCAGGGUAAAAAGGAUCGUAUGUCCAUAGGACAGUCAAUGAAUCUAAAAAAAGAAAUGAUACACCCAUCACAGAGUUGUUACAUUUCUAAAUUUUGAUAAUAUAUCUUCGUACUUAUAAAAAUGUAAUGCUAUCGUGCCACUUCAGUUUAAUUUAUGUGAUUCUUAAAAGCAUUGUGAAUCUUUGAAAUUUCUUAAAAGUACCGUUUGAUAUUGAAUCGGGAAAAAAAUGGAACUUAUUAAGUACAAAAUUAUGAACGUAAAUUUAAGUUACAAGGAUUGUUUUUAUUUAUUUAUUUUUAAUCACGUUUUAAUCGCCUGACAGAAAAUGUGGAAUCCAAGUUUUACUAACAGUGUUGGUGCUGUUUUCAAUCCUAACUAGUGGCUUUUGACUGAGGUGCUUGUUUUUUACAUGGAAGAUUUUUAAAUUAUUGAAAUUUUCUACUGAAAUGAAUUUCGUACUAAAAGUAUGCUCAAUUUUACAAACUUUUAAACAUAACUCUUUGUGAAGUGAAGCAAAAUAAUAAAUUUUUUGGAACACGUUUUGAUUAUGAAACUCAUUUUAAGGUGAAGAAUUUUACAUGUUGUCUUUAUUGCCAUUUACAUUCUUUCGUAUCCAAUUCUACACAGGAAUGUUGCAUAUCAUUUUGCACAAAUGAAAUCGGGCUGUUUUUCAAGCUCAGUUUUCGAGCACUUAAAGAAAUUUUCAAUUAAUAUUUAUCGACAGAAACAAGCAAGAUUCCGAAAAUAAUCGUAUAUUAUUAAAUUCCGUAUUUAUUAAAAUUCUGCUUAUCUCAACUUAUAAAAUCUGUCUCUCAUUUUUUUUAUUUACUAUUAUGAGUUAAAGUCGUUGAUACAGAAUGUAAGAAGCUUGUUCUUUUUAUGACAAUUCUGAAAUUUCACAAUUGAAUUCAGUCAUCCGAUGAGAUGAAUUGUAAAAAUUUUAUUUCUGUUUAAUACGUGCGUUUAUUGUUUAUCUCUAAGAAUUAUAGUGUUCAUUAUUGUGAGACUGAAUGUUAACUAUAUCUUUUCCUGUAUGUACUGUUCAUUUUACAUUUUUAGAGUUAUAUCUUGCAGCUUGUUUUUAAAUAUAUAAAGUUGUUUUACGACUUUUAUAGAUACAUUUUACUUUUGUUAUCAGUAUAUAAACUAGAAUUUUGAGUUAAAAAAAGUCUGAUUUUGUUUAUAUUAUUAUUUCAUUCGUUUAUCUAUUGCAUAUGAAUGUGUUUCCAAUACAAUAAUAAGUUUUAAUCAUGCAUUUUUUUAUAUUUUGUAUUAAUAAAAGACUUUAUUUGAGAGACAGUAUAAAGAAUAAACGAUCACACUCUGAUUUUUAGCUGUUUUAUGUUGGAAGAGGAGAUUUUUCUCUGCAUUUCGUUGUGUAUUUGUUCAAUGAAUUUCGAACUGUGUUUGGAAGUACUUAAGACUGUAUGUGAAUUUCUACUUUAUGUUUUACUUUAUCUUGUGAUUACGACAAAGUAUUAAAAUGUUCGCUUUUUUUAUGUUCUCUGUAUAAAUUCAAGACAAAAAUUGAAUUUGUGCUCUGUGUACAUCAUAAAAAUAAAUAA
This is a messenger RNA of Argiope bruennichi, 6560 nucleotides long. Its product is annotated as neurotactin-like. The transcript has 9 exons. The record is from RefSeq and is a predicted model, not a curated record. The coding region runs from base 253 to 2406 and encodes 717 amino acids. Lineage: Eukaryota; Metazoa; Arthropoda; Arachnida; Araneae; Araneidae.